Messenger RNA from Coprinopsis cinerea okayama7#130, 1956 nucleotides. RefSeq names its product zinc ion binding protein. Bases 1 to 1956 code for a protein of 651 amino acids. NCBI's taxonomy places the organism in Eukaryota, Fungi, Basidiomycota, Agaricomycetes, Agaricales, Psathyrellaceae. The record is from RefSeq and is a predicted model, not a curated record. The transcript has 3 exons.
AUGUCGCACGCCAAACGCAACUCGAUAGGCCAAUUGGCCCUACCGACGACCCUCGUCACCGUCACACCAGGAAGCCCCACGACGAGCCAUUCACCCCUGGGACUCAACUCGCCUACGACCACAAGUCCCACAAAACCAAGCUUUGGACCAGUCCAACCGCUGCCAAUAACGACCUCGAACAUCCAGUUGCACAAUGCUCAGUACCCAGCAUCGGCGUCGACAUACACAGGGCACGUUGCGGCGUUCACAAGUGGUGGAAGCAUAACCUCGCCUGUGUCUCCAACAUCGGUCAGGAGCACGCAUGCGGGAGGGAUUCAGCCCAAUGCCAGUUUCUUCCGCCCUGUUAGACCGGGACAAUACAACAACAGCCCUGGUAGACUCGGAUUGCCGCCUCGAUUCGACGACUCAAGCGACGACGACGACGGCGCUGCCUCCUCCGUCGACCACAAUCAGCGGCCUGCUCAAAAGAAUGAUACCCUGGCACCUCGUCCUCAUCCCUUAUCAACCUCCUUGUCUCACUCUUCUUCGCUGUCUGCCCACCAGCAUCACCAUUCGAAUCAUUCAAGCGAGCUUGUGAAGGCUCACGAAGAUGGCAACAGAACCUCCGACGAACAGCCGCCCCAGACGCCCCAUGGAGUGAGCGGGAAACCGAGCAAAGAGUUUCUUUUGUCUGGUCAACAGGCUAAUGGAAACCCUCAGGCGAAAUCAAAACGGGUCAGCAUCGAUGCUUCAGCCAUCCCCCCGCCCUCCUCAUUGACCGCUAAACGCAACUCUGCAUCGUACAAGCCUAGGCUAACGUUUGAAUCUUUGCGGAGGAGCAUGGAUAGUGCCACUGGAUCCAAGCGAUUUAGCUUCGGGAGGAGUAAUGACAACAGCAAUAUGGUGUUGGAGAGCGGGAGUGAUGGGGAGGGACUACGAGAAGAGACGGGGAUACCCCUUACACCAAGAUCACCAAAGGCUAAGAGGCGGAGCAAACUGUACAGGUCAACCUCAGCUUCCUCGGUUCGAAGUGGGAUCUCCAGCGCUGCCGGCCACUUCGUGGAUAGGAUGACUGUGGCGAACGAUGAGGGAGUGUUGGGUGAAGAUGGGACGGAGGAUAGAAGCAGUUCGGCCACACCGACACCGACCUCGUUCGACCCUAGACCACCGCCUCUCGAAAAGGGUGAAUACCCGUUGAUGAAGACCCCGCUGUACCACCCUCUGGAUCCGAGCCUCGUCCCCGAAAGGAGGUUACAGAAGAUGCAGAAACGAGGAAGGAAGGGUUAUGUACCUGAUUCCGCUGCCAAUGGACGAACGAAGGCAGGAAGCGAAGGCAGCUUGGCCUUGCCUACCACUACCCGUACAAAGAGAAAGAGCAAAGGUUUCUUGACUUUCUUGUACCCUUCACCACCAGCCACCCCGACCGCUGACGGUGAAAAGACAACCAAAAUCCCAGUUUCCUUACCCGUUAGCUCGGCUCCUAAGGAAGGCACUCCUGUCAAGCGUUGGUUCCUUCAUCCCUCUCGUAACUCUUUCUUCUUUGGUGGAAGAUGCAUGACCGGCGGGGACAAUCCUUGGCCCUUCAUCCUCACGCUGACCAUCGUUUGUGGUGUUGCUGGUGUGUGGUUUGGGUGUGUCGGGAGAUGGUGGUGGGUUGAAGGUGGACUGGGAGUUGCGAAUGAAGCUGUCCGUAUCAUGAAUGGAGGGGUGGAGGGGAAUGUGAUUGGAAGCGAAGGUUCUGUGGUGGUGGGGGACAGGCAGUUGUACGUUGUGAACCCAGCUGCGAGAAGGGCGGGAAAGGCGGUUGUGAUCAUCGAUCCAGGCGUUUUGCCGAGGAACCUCGAUCCUGAUCCCCCUUACCCCGCAACCUCCCCGUUAGAUGGAGAGUUGAGAACUCCAAUGCCUAGGGACCUCAAAGUGAGAAGUGAUGUUGUGACAACUGCGUCGACACCUGUGACCAUCAUUGUCAAUGGGUGA